Molecule: messenger RNA, 5922 nt
Organism: Lates calcarifer (barramundi perch)
Lineage: Eukaryota; Metazoa; Chordata; Actinopteri; Centropomidae
Gene: hcfc1b
Product: host cell factor C1b
Exons: 29
Biological process (GO): chromatin remodeling; regulation of DNA-templated transcription
Cellular component (GO): histone methyltransferase complex
Molecular function (GO): transcription coactivator activity; protein binding
Source: RefSeq, a predicted model, not a curated record
UUGGUUGCCGUUAGCAGCAAGAUGGCGGCUCCCGUCCCGGCGCACAGCCCCUUUGCUCUGCAUAUUUAACAGCGGCUCGCAGCCUCCACAGUGCUCCGUUCCAGCGGUGCAUGGAGCAACCCUGCAGCGCACUGUCCCGCUGCUGGAACUUAGUUUGUGUUAGCGCUGGUUUCAGGCUGAGCAGCUACCGGCGGCUUUCAACUGACUCCGCACAGCAUUCACCGGGUAAAAUGGCGGACUGUCCACUGAAGUCUGCGGGCUAACUAACAGCACCGCGAUCCAUCUCUGAGUCACCGGCUGGAUCUGUACCAGAGACCGGUUUUGCAGUCUGGGUCUGUACUGCUGUCCAGUUUACCGGUGUCUGAUAAACGUUACUGACCCUGGGACGGACGCUGUUCAUCGUCUCCAGAGUUAGCCGAAGUUAGUUAGCCACGGAGCUAGUUAGCGGGCUAAUGCUAAUCCCGCGCCGUUAGUGAGCAGUGAGCAACUUUUGACACAACUCUCUCUGAACGUGGACUUUUCUUCCUCAUCGAGGACAGGGAGGAGCGGACCCUGACAGCGGCGUCAUGGCAUCCGAAUCCGCCACCCCCGCGGUGCUGCAGCCUCGUUGGAAGCGCGUCGUGGGCUGGACCGGGCCGGUACCGCGGCCCCGGCACGGACACCGAGCCGUGGCCAUAAAGGAGCUGAUGGUGGUGUUCGGCGGAGGGAACGAGGGGAUCGUGGACGAGCUGCACGUCUACAACACAGCCACCAACCAGUGGUUCAUCCCGGCGGUGCGCGGUGACGUCCCCCCCGGCUGCGCUGCCUAUGGCUUCGUGUGUGAUGGGACGAGGUUGCUGGUGUUUGGAGGGAUGGUGGAGUACGGCAAAUACAGCAACGACCUGUACGAGCUGCAGGCGAGUCGUUGGGAGUGGAAACGUCUGAAGGCCAAAGCUCCGAAAAACGGCCCGCCCCCCUGCCCCCGCCUCGGACACAGCUUCUCUCUGAUUGGCAGCCGCUGCUACUUGUUUGGAGGACUGGCCAAUGACAGCGAGGAUCCCAAGAACAACAUCCCCAGGUACCUGAACGACCUGUACUGCCUGGAGCUGCGUCCGGGCUCUAGCGUGGUGGGCUGGGAGAUCCCGAUGACGUCAGGUCAGCCGCCUCCGCCCAGAGAGAGUCACACGGCCGUGGUGACGAGCGGCCACGGAGCCAGCAGGCUGAUCAUCUAUGGAGGGAUGAGUGGCUGCAGACUGGGAGAUCUGUGGGUCCUUGACAUAGAUACUCUGACCUGGAGUAAACCUGCCCUCAUUGGAACCGCCCCCCUACCCCGCAGCCUCCACUCUGCCACCACUAUCAACAACAAGAUGUAUGUGUUUGGGGGUUGGGUUCCCCUGGUGAUGGAUGAUGUUAAAGUGGCGACUCAUGAGAAGGAGUGGAAAUGCACCAACACGCUGGCCUGCCUCAACCUGGACUCCAUGUGUUGGGAGACGGUCUUGAUGGACAGUCUGGAGGAGAACGUCCCCAGAGCUCGAGCAGGUCACUGCAGCGUGGCCAUCAACUCCAGACUUUACAUCUGGAGCGGCAGGGAUGGAUACAGGAAGGCCUGGAACAACCAGGUGUGCUGCAAGGACCUCUGGUACCUGGAGACAGAGCGUCCCUGCGCCCCCUCUCGGGUGCAGCUGGUCCGAGCCAACACGUCGUCUCUGGAGGUGAGCUGGGGGCCGUCACAGACCGCCGACAUGUACCUGCUGCAGCUGCAGAAGUACGACAUUCCUGCUACACCUGCAGCCAACUCACCUGCCUCCAGCCCCGCCCCCAACCCCAUCUCCAUGGUCACACCUGGAGCCAGCUCCUCAAAGAGCCCCACCCCCAGCGCUGCAUUACCGGCCAAUCAGGCUGUCCCACUGUCUGGCAUCACACUCGUCCCCUCCCCCACUGCCUCAGUACCUGGAAGCCCAUUGGCUGCAGCUGCUAAAGCACCAGCGGUCCUGAAGGUGGCAGCAGCUCCAGGUGCAGGGGGCGGAGCCUCCAUCGUCACAGUGAGACAGGCCACGCCCAAACCCACAGUUCCUGUGACAACACUUCCUGCGGGUGUUCGUAUGGUCGUACCUGCCCAGGCCGGACAGGCCACGCCAAUCGGCAGCAGUCCUCAGAUGAGCGGCAUGGCGGCAUUGGCGGCGGCGGCCGCAGCGACUCAGAAGAUCCCUCCGUCCUCAGCAGCGGUGCUGAACGUCCCCGCAGGUGCUACGAUCGUAAAGACGGUGGCCGUCAGCCCGGGGUCCAGCAGCCUGCCGGUCAAAGUUGCUGCUCCUGUUACCAUGGUGAGUAACCCAGCCACUCGGAUGUUAAAGACAGCUGCCGCUCAAGUGGGCGGAGCCUCGGUGGUGUCCAAUCCUGGGACGCCGGGCCGACCAAUCAUCACGGUCCAUAAGUCGGGCACGGUGACGGUGUCACCGCAGGCUCAGGUGGUCACCACAGUGGUGGGCGGAGUCACCAAGACAAUCACCCUCAUUAACAGCCCGCUCAGUGUGGGAGGAGGCGGGGCUCUGAUUGGUAACCUCGGUAACCUUGGAAAGGUGGUGUCAGUGGUCCAGACCAAACCAGUUCAGAGUGGAGCUGUUACUGGUCAGGCCGGCAGCAGCCCGGUCUCCCAGAUCAUCCAGACGAAGGCCGGCCUCCCAGCAGGAACCAUCCUGAAGCUGGUGUCAUCAGCAGACGGGAAACAGACGACCAUCCUCAGCACAGCUCAGGCUGGAUCCACACCGACCAAAUCCACCAUCCUGGGCGUUGCUCCAACAACUUCCAAACCUGGAACCACCAUCAUCAAGACCAUCCCGGUGUCUGCGCUACAAGGGGGGGCAGGUGGAAACAGUCCAAUCACCAUCCUGACCACCAAGGUAAUGACGCCGGGAACCAUGGGAAAGAUCCUCACCACCGUCCCCAAGAUCUCUGCAGGGGGUCAGCAGGGGGUCACACAGGUGGUGCUGAAAGGAGCUUCAGGUGCGUCAGGUACCAUCCUCAGGACCGUCCCAAUGGGCGGAGUCAGACUGCUGUCACCAGGAGCUGUCGGCUCCAAACCCUCAGUCACUACACUGGUCGUCAAGGCAACCACAGGUGUGUCCAGUCUGGGGACAGUAACAGGAAGUGUCUCCACCACAGUGGCAGGUGGAGUCCUCACUGCCGCCAGCCCCUCCCUACCGACGCCCAUCACCACCCUGGCAACCAUCGCUUCACUGGCCAGCCAGGUUACCACAGCAGCUGCUGCUGCAGCCGGACCCAAACAGGUGACCCUGAUCACGACUCCAAGCGGAGCUGAGGCUCAGCUGCUGCCUCAGGAUCUUCCCGUUUCCAUCAUGGCCUCUCCUACCUCAGAGGAACCUGGAAGUACUACAAGUACUAUGACUACUACAGUAGGAGGAGAGGCUGGAGAUACUUCAGCUGCUACAGUGACACUGGUCUGCUCCAACCCGCCCUGCGAGACACACGACACCGGCACCACCAACACUGCCACCGUUGCCUCCGCCAGCAUGAACCGAGAGACACAGGUGAGCUCCAACCUGUCCGCUGUUACCUGCUCUAAUCCGCCGUGUGAGACGCACGAGACUGGAACCACCAACACCGCCACCAUGGCUGGAGCUGGAGGUCUCCGACAGGUGUGUUCAAAUCCUCCGUGUGAGACACAUGAGACCGGAACCACCAACACCACGACCACAGCCGGAGCUGGAGGACUGCGACAGGUGUGUUCAAAUCCGCCGUGUGAGACGCAUGAGACCGGAACCACCAACACUGCAACCACAGCUACAGCUCAGCAGGGUGGAGACAGUCAGCAGGUCGACUCCACAGACCCCGCCUCCUCCUCUGACCACGCCUCGUCCACCACGGCCAAUCAGAACAGAGCUAUUACCACGGUUACACAGGCGACGCCCACACCUGGACCAUCCAUAACUGAGAUCUCGUCAUUGGUUGGGGAGGACAGGAUGGAGUCCUCAGAGGCAGUCGCCAUGGUGACCGCAGAGGAGGGGGAGGAGCCUGGGCUGCAGGUUCAUGUGGAGGGCAGUGAGGCAGCAGCACAGGUAACACACACACUCAGGUGCACGGAGUAAUAACCAAUCAGCUCGUUCUUCUCUAACCCCUCCCCCUCCCCCCAGAUGGAGACCUCAGACAGUGGUCUUCCUCAGGAGCUGAUGUCAUCAGAAGGGGACGGAGGUGAGGUGGUUUCUGGGACAACGACCCUGAUGGUGACAACAGGGCAGACCCCAGAUCAGCUGGCUGUUACCAUGGUAACAGAGGACGCAGCUCAGCAGGCGACGAUACAGGCGGUGCUGCAGGCGGCCGGUGAAGGUGAGGGCUCAGAGGAUCAGUCCAUUCCCAUCGUUCUGACCCAGCAGGAACUUGCAGCUCUGGUCCAACAGCAGCAGCAGCUGCAGGAUGUCCAGGACCAACCAGAACCAGAACCACAGCAAAGCAGCGUCCCCACAGAGGGCCUUGCUCCGGCCGACAGCCUCAAUGACCCAGCAGCAGAGAGCAACGGGCACGAGCUGACAUCAUCAGCAGUGACGAGCGCCGUCGCCCGAUUGGCCAGCACGUUCAGCCCCGCCCCUCCUCUGACAGCAGGUCCGGCUAAGAUUCAAGCUGCUGCCAUGGUGACCAUGGCAACCAAUGGCGUCGCAGCAACCGCAGGGAAACAGGGCAUCCAGGUGAAGUCUUCGGUUCGGGACAGUCGGUGGUACGACGUCGGCAUCGUCAAGGUUACAAACAUGGUGGUCUCUCACUUCUACGUCCCAUACGAUGACAACAUGGCCGACGAUGACUCAGGUGUGGUACCUGACUACAGUCAGAUGAGGAAGGUGGACCUGCAGCCGGGAACAGCCUAUAAAUUCCGUGUUGCUGGGAUCAAUAUCUGCGGCCGCGGAGCGUUCUCCGAGGUGUCGGCAUUUAAAACGUGUCUGCCUGGUUUCCCUGGAGCGCCCUGCGCCAUCAAGAUCAGCAAGAACCUGGACGGAGCCCAGCUGACCUGGGAGCCUCCUGCUGUCACCUCAGGGAAGAUUGUGGAGUACUCUGUGUACCUGGCCAUCCAGUCCAGCCAGGCCUCCUCCGGUUCAGGUUCCAGUCCCGCCCAGCUGGCCUUCAUGAGGGUCUACUGUGGUCCCAACCCGUCCUGCCUGGUCCAGGCCUGCAGCCUCUCCAACGCCCAUAUCGACUACACCACCAAACCCGCCAUCAUCUUCCGCAUCGCUGCCCGGAACCAGAAGGGCUACGGUCCAGCCACGCAGGUCCGGUGGUUACAAGAAACCAGUAAAGACGUCAAACCAGCAGUGAAGAGACCAGGAUCUUCUCCAGACCAUAAACCUGUCGGACAGAAGAAGUUCAGAACUGACCAAUAGGAGGAGCCGUUCAUCUGCUGAGGUCUGUGAUUGGUCACCAUUGUCUUAAGCUCUGCUCACCCAGCUGGUUACCGUGAUGGGGAGGAGGCAGAGGUCUGACAACUUCCUGUCCCACAGGACACAUCGGAAUAAAAGACUUGUAGGAUAAUUGUACGUUAUUGACCAAUCAGGUUCUUCUACAGUGUUCAUGGUUGUCAUGGAAACAUUGAGGGGCGGAGUCAGCAGCUUUUCACCUGCAGACUCGAAACGAUGAAGUUUGAGUUUGAAUUGUAGUUCUGUCAGUCCUUUUAAAGGUCAAAGGUCGACCUGCCGUCAGUGGGCGGGGUUUAAACCAGCUCUGUUGUAAAUUAUUUUCUUUCUGUAGUUUUUCUUUUUUAUAAAAGUCUGUAAGAAAAGUUCUUUCUUCUUCUGUGGUUUUUCUGUUUCUUCUUCUGUUGUCGAAGCGUUUGUCAACCGCCGUGACGGAGCGUCCCCAUUGGCCGAUGAGUUUCCAGCUGUUGGAAAACCAUUUGUGAAUAUUCUCUGGAACAAUAAAGAUUUUUAGAGCAUUUUUUUA